UAUUUUGAGUUAAUAUAUUUUUAUUUUUCUUAUUCUAUUAGGGUAUACUAUUUAGUUUAGAUGAAAAAGUAAUGGCUUUAUCAUUGUAUAAAGAAUCUCAUACAGGAUAUAAACUUCUACAACAAAUGUUUACUUUACCUAGUAGUAGAACUUUGAGACGGUUAUUGCAAAAGGUUCCUAUACACGCAGGUAAAAAUAAAUUAAUAUUUUCACAUCUUUCUGAACAACAACCAUUAAUGAAAGACGUUGAUAAAUUGUGUAUCCUCAUGUGGGAUGAAAUGUCGUUGCAACCCCACUUACAAUAUGAUCAAAUAAAUGAUAAGAUAAUUGGAUUUGAGGAUUGGGGGAAUAAAAGAACACAAGGAAUAGCAAAUCAUGCUCUUGUCUUUAUGUUAAGAGUUAGGAAAGCAGGAUUUACUAUUAUUGCCACAAUAUGCGACCAAGGGGCAUCAAAUGUAUCUGCACUAAAACAAUUAUUAAAUGAUACGAGAAGCAAUUGUUUAAGAACUGGAAAACAAUAUGAUGACACAAUUACUUUGGAUGGUCAAAAGAUUAUUAUUUUAUAUGAUCCUCCACAUUUGUUAAAAGGAAUACGGAAUAAUUUUCUACAGAGAGAUAUCGAGGUCAACGAUAAUAAGUCUAAUAUGAAAGAAAUUGCUACUUGGAAUGUAAUAGAAACUGCUUAUGAACUAGAUAUGACAACUAAUACACUCAAUCGCCAAUUAAGGAAAUUAACAGAUCUACAUAUUAAACAGAAUAGGAUAAAAAAAAUGAAGGUGAAACUGGCAGCCCAAGUUUUUAGUGCAACUCUAUCUGCAUUUAUUGCAUAUAAUAGCCGAAUAGAUGGUUAUAUUAAUACAAGCAUUGGGCAGUCUUUGAAAAUUCCACGGGAAGAAGGAUUUGCAACAGCGAAGAUUUUAGAUUUUUUCAACAAAUUAUUCGAUUCUGUCAAUGCACACGAGAUUAAAUCAAAUACACCACUGCGAAUUGCUGUUACAAAGAAUAGUGCACAUCAUUCUGUAUGUUGCUAUUAAACAGUUAAAAAAUAUUAAAUUUAUUGAUAAAAAAACUAGAAAACCAGUAUCUACUCCAUCUCUAAAUAAUUGGAUAACAACAAUUAAAAGCUUUCAAAAAUUAUGGGCCAUGCUAAACAAAGCCGGAAUAAAAAGUUUGAAAACACGUCAUUUUAAUCAAGAUCCAUUAGAAAAUUUUUUUAGAAUGAUUAGAAGUCAUAAUCAUCGAAAUGUUAAUCCUACGUGUUUCAAUUUUGAGUCUUCUUUUAAAACGUUAUUAAUAAAUAAUUUAAUAGGCAAGCAUAGUAUAGGCAAUAAUUGUGAAAAAGACACUAAUGGAGAAGUUUUAUUUUCCUUACAAAAUUUUGUAGAAAAUAGUAUUGAAACAUUAAACACCUCAGAU
Messenger RNA from Solenopsis invicta (red fire ant), 1416 nucleotides. RefSeq lists its product as uncharacterized. The transcript has 5 exons. The record is from RefSeq and is a predicted model, not a curated record. The coding region runs from base 72 to 1034 and encodes 320 amino acids. Lineage: Eukaryota; Metazoa; Arthropoda; Insecta; Hymenoptera; Formicidae.